AUGAAAAGAAGCAUACUUCUUCUAAUAUACUUUUAUUUGAUUUUUACGAGAAUUAAAUGUGAAUGCUUAAAAAUAAAUAAAAUAACAUGGAAACACCAUUUUUGUGUAACAAACAAACCGUAUUUUUGCACAACAAGCAAAUCGUAUUUUUGUGUAACGAGCAAACCGAAUUUCUGCACAAUAAGCAAAAGUGAUAGAAAAAGGUCAGAAUCAUCUGAAAAGAGUCUGAUUCAUAAUAAAAACAAUGAUAAAAAUGAUACAAAAAAAUUAAGCGAAAAUAAAAAGGAAAAGAAAUUUCUACAUUUUAGGAAUAAUAAAAAAGUGUCAGUUAACCCAUUAUUUGAUUCACUAUGUAGAAGUGUAAGUGUUAGUGAAACGUGCUUAUAUAAUGUGCAAAAUUUUUUUAAUGAAGUAAAUUACAACAAUCUUAAAAAUAAGAAUCUAGAUGAUAAUAAUUUGUUCUGUGGUAUAUUAUAUGGUAAAUAUGAAGAAAAUAAUGAGAUAGUUAAAAUCGAAAAUGUAUUUUUUUCUAUGAACAAUAAGUCAGAACAGAACUAUGAUGUGAAUUAUCUACUAUAUAGUGAAGACAGAAAGAGAGCUGAUUUGCUAGCUAAGAUGUUAGGUUUGGAAGUUGUUGGUUUCCUUUAUGCUUAUCCUGACAUUGGUAUAGACAUCAGUAUGUCUAAUAAAAAAAAAAAGAAUUUUAUUAAAUUAAAUAAGAAAAUGAAAAUGCUUAAUUAUGAAGAUAAUGAACUGUUCAUACCUAUGGGAGGAAAGGAAGUUUUAUUAUCCUUAAUGGUUAUGAAAGAAGUUUUAAAUAAACCAAAGGUGGGUGAUAAACUAAAGGAAGGCGGGGAGUUACAUCAACAUGAAAAGGUAAGAAAUGAAAAGCAUAGUAGCAGCACUAAUGAACAUACUAUCAUUUCUGCAAUUGGGGUGAAAAGAAAAAAGGGAAUGUAUGAUGACAACACAACAAAUGAACAUGAUAAAAAGCAGAAAAGUUUGAAAAAAAAAAAAAUACCUAAUGCUUAUGUAAAACCGUUUAUCACUCUAACUGUUGGUAUGAAUAAAAAUUCUGAGUCCAUCAUAGUAGAAGCUUAUGAAAUUAAUUAUGAUUUGCUUAAAUUAAUAAAUAAUGAUAUGAUAAAAGAUAUGAGAAAACAAAAUAGUAUACUACAAUUUGAGAAAAAAAACAAUGAAAAAGAAAUGAAAAUAAAAAACUUUGAUAGCGAAAUAGAUAUUAUGAAUGAGUUAUAUUUAAAAUGUAAAGACAAUGUCCUUAUUAAAAAAAUGGAGUUAAAAAAAAUUGAUGUUUUAUUUUGUGUAAAUAAUGUACCUAUAUUUUCUCAUAAAAGUAGUUAUAAUUACUUUUUCCCUUAUCCUAGUAAUACGAAUUAUUAUAAUAUUUUACAAAAGUUUAAUAACAUGAUAAAAACAUUACGUCAUACAAAGGACAUUGUUCAUAUUUUCAGGGAUUUGAAUUUUCUUUUUUUUUUAACCAAUAUUUUCUCCAUUGAACAUGAUAUGCCUCAUAUUUGUAAAGCCGUAAAUAACCUGAACGAUUCCACGAAAAUACCUGAUCAGUACAUACAAAUUUUGAAAAAUUUGUCAAAAAACGCGAACUCUUUGGCUUGA
Molecule: messenger RNA, 1635 nt
Organism: Plasmodium malariae
Lineage: Eukaryota; Apicomplexa; Aconoidasida; Haemosporida; Plasmodiidae
Product: conserved Plasmodium protein, unknown function
Exons: 1
Coding region: 1-1635 (544 amino acids)
Biological process (GO): ubiquitin-dependent protein catabolic process
Cellular component (GO): nucleus
Molecular function (GO): ubiquitin binding; ubiquitin protein ligase binding
Source: RefSeq, a predicted model, not a curated record